AUGCUUCUCCAGCCGAUCCCCACCGCCACCCUCGCCGCUCGACGGAGCUCCGGCGAGGCUCCCUUCCCCUCUCGCUGCCGCCGCCGCCGCUGUGUGCUCCUCCCAAUCCGCGCGGACUCGACCCGGAUCCCCCUCUCGGCCUCCGCCCCCUCGCGGCCGGCCAAGCCGGCCGCUUGCACCGCCGACGAGCUCCACUACGCCCCCGUCGACGGCGCCGGGUGGCGACUCGCGCUCUGGCGGUACAGGCCACCGCGCAAUGCUCCCGUCAGGAAUCACCCGCUGAUGCUGCUGUCGGGAGUCGGGACGAACGCCGUCGGAUUCGACCUCUCCCCCGGGGCUUCAUUUGCCCGGCACAUGUCUAGCCAAGGAUUUGAUACGUGGAUAGUUGAAGUAAGAGGUGCUGGUCUUAGCAUGCGUGACUAUGACGAUUCUGCUGCAUCUGGUUCAGUCACUUUUGAGGAUGUCUCUGGUGGUAUUCAGCCUCUUAAUAAACAGAGUACAUUCGAGGCUACAUCCCUUCAGAGUUCUGGUGGCUAUGCUAGUGAUUGUGAUGACCUUGGAAUAAUUGCUUUGGAUGAACCACCUUUACUUGCUGAGCUUUCUAAUUUUUUUGAUCGAAUAUCAAAGCUCAUGGAAGAGGCUGUAGUUAAUGGAAAUUUUCAUGAGAUCGCAGAAAAAGUUUCUGUUCUCUCAGAAAUGGUAGAGAGCUCUACCAUUAUUGGUCCAGUGAGAGAAGAAAGUCUACGUCUUCUGAAGAAUUUCCAGGACCAGUUGGAUUCAUGGGAGCGUUUUGUAGCUACACAGAUGGAUCUGACUUCUGAAUAUAAUUGGGACUUCGACCAUUACCUAGAGGAGGAUAUACCUGCUGCGGUGGAGUAUAUUAGACAGCACAGUAAAGCAAAAGAUGGGAAGUUGCUUGCCAUUGGACAUUCAAUGGGGGGAAUUUUGUUAUAUGCAAUGCUGUCAAGAUCUGGUUUGGAAGGAGUUUCGUCAAAUUUAGCGGCCAUUGUCACUUUGGCUUCUUCUGUUGACUACACAACAUCCAAUUCAUCACUGAAGCUGUUACUGCCUCUUGCUCAUCCUGCACAAGCUCUUAAUGUCCCUGCUGUUCCAUUGGGUAUGUUGUUGGCAGCAGCAUAUCCGUGGGCAUCUGGUCCACCAUAUCUUUUUUCCUGGCUUAAUCCUCAAAUAUCAGCUCAGGACAUGAUGCAUCCGGAGUUGCUGUCUAAGCUUGUUUUCAACAACUUUUGUACAGUGCCUGCAAAGGUUGUCCUGCAACUUACAACCGCAUUCAGGGAAGGUGGGCUGUGCAACCGAAAUGGAACCUUCUUGUAUAAGGAUCAUUUGCAAGAGUGUCAGACUCCUGUCCUUGCAUUGGCUGGAGAUAAAGACCUAAUCUGCCCUCCCAAGGCUGUUUAUGAAACUGUGAAACUCAUUCCGAAGCACAAGGUGGACUAUAGGGUGUUUGGAAAGCCACAAGGCCCACAUUAUGCACAUUAUGACUUGGUUGGAGGUCGACUGGCGAUCGAUGAUGUGUAUCCAUGUAUCAUAGAGUUCCUCUCUCGCCAUGAUGGUUGUUGA
Messenger RNA from Miscanthus lutarioriparius, 1581 nucleotides. NCBI's taxonomy places the organism in Eukaryota, Viridiplantae, Streptophyta, Magnoliopsida, Poales, Poaceae. The record is from the annotation of a GenBank genome assembly.